AUGUGGCUUCUCGAUUACACACAGGCUCCUUCCAUUGGUCUCUACUUCCUUGUGAGCCAAAUCGCCACCCUCCGAAGACCGAUGCUCUUUGAUGUCACGAAGUGUCGAGUCUCUGCCGGCCUUAUCCUCCUCACGCUACUCCAUGUAGUCGAUACUCUUCGUUACCUCUACCGAGUCCUCGUAAUCAAGGACGCACCGGCUCAGGAUUACGAGAUUCAUCUCUUCUCGUCGAUAAUGGUGACGGCACAUCUUCAGCUCAAUCUACAUAAGGCGAGGUCACCGCUUUGGUAUCCCUACUUGGGUGCUUUCGUCAUGGGCGCCGGGUUCGAAGGUAUUCGUUGCAUGAUAAGCGUGCGAGAUCUUGCCGUCCAUCACGGUGGAGCGACCCGUCCAAUGCUCAGCUUCUUGAAAGUUUCCACCUCUGCCACAUUAUCGAUUCUGUAG
This is a messenger RNA of Trematosphaeria pertusa, 444 nucleotides long. RefSeq lists its product as uncharacterized. The coding region runs from base 1 to 444 and encodes 147 amino acids. The record is from RefSeq and is a predicted model, not a curated record. The transcript has a single exon. NCBI's taxonomy places the organism in Eukaryota, Fungi, Ascomycota, Dothideomycetes, Pleosporales, Trematosphaeriaceae.